AUGUAUGUUCCAAUGUCACCUCCGCCAGUAUUUACAUCAAAUAAUAAUAAUAGUUCAACAUCAGUAAAUGUUGGAGAUAAUUCAUCAUCAAAUUCAAUGUUUGAUCGAUAUAGUGCAGCAGCAAAACGUUAUAAAUAUCUUCGACGUUUAUUAAAAUUUCGUCAAAUGGAUUUUGAAUUUGCUAUAUGGCAAAUAAUACAUUUAUUUAUAGCACCACAAAAAGUUUUUCGUGCAUUUCAAUAUCGAAAACAAACAAAAAAUCAAUGGGCAAGAGAUGAUCCAGCAUUUUUAGUACUCUUAAUGGUAUUUCUUGUUGCUUCAUCGAUUAUUAUUGGACUUGUUCUUGGAAUAGGAUUUUUUGGUACUUGCAAACUUGUUUUAUGGGUUGUUUUAGUCGAUUGUGUUCUUGUCGGACUUCUGAUAUCAACUAUUUAUUGGUAUGUUGCUAAUCGAUAUUUACUUGCAAAUCCAAAAUCUAAUAUCGAUGUUGAAUGGGCAUAUUGUUUUGAUGUUCAUCUCAAUGCUGUUUUACCUUUACUUACGAUUUUACAUAUCGGACAAUUACCUUUUUUAAACUCAUUUGCUGUUAGCACAAGUUAUCUCUAUUGUCUUAUUGGUAAUACUGUUUGGUUUAUUGCAUGUGGUUAUUAUGUUUAUAUAUUAUUUCUUGGCUUUAGUGCACUUCCAUUUCUACGCAAUGUUCAUGUACUAUUGUAUCCAUUAACAGCUCUUUUUCUCGUUUAUAUUCUAUCGAUUAUUGUUCAAUGGAAUUUUACUCAAAUGAUUGUCACAUUCUAUGAAUAUCGUGUUGGUCAUAAACGAUUACCAUAA
This is a messenger RNA of Adineta steineri, 831 nucleotides long. The record is from the annotation of a GenBank genome assembly. NCBI's taxonomy places the organism in Eukaryota, Metazoa, Rotifera, Eurotatoria, Adinetida, Adinetidae.